Molecule: messenger RNA, 1861 nt
Organism: Drosophila willistoni
Lineage: Eukaryota; Metazoa; Arthropoda; Insecta; Diptera; Drosophilidae
Product: NADP-dependent malic enzyme
Exons: 4
Coding region: 65-1825 (586 amino acids)
Biological process (GO): pyruvate metabolic process; malate metabolic process
Cellular component (GO): mitochondrion
Molecular function (GO): malate dehydrogenase (decarboxylating) (NAD+) activity; malate dehydrogenase (decarboxylating) (NADP+) activity; NAD binding
Source: RefSeq, a predicted model, not a curated record
UGAUUUUUCUGUCAAGACAAAGUUUUUCGAAUUUGUAUACAAAUUUUUCUUAUAUUUUGUUUGAAUGAACAUGAACAUGAAGUGCAUCAAGGCAUCCAAGUUGCUGGGUCUAAGAAGUUUUAUGAAAUUCUUAAGAUUUUCCCAUGAGAAUGUAGUGCGACCCGAAAUGCAUGUUGUUACCGGCGAAAGCUUCAAUAAGGGCCUAGCUUUUACCAUGGAAGAGCGUCAAAUUCUGGGCGUUCAUGGCUUAUGGCCUUGCUCCUAUCGCACCAUACAUGAUCAACUCUAUGCAGUGAUGGCAAAUUUUAAUGCUCGAAGUGAUAACAUUGGUCGGUUUACAUAUCUCUUGUCUCUGAGUCGACGACAUCAACGACUGUUCUUUCGUUUUUUGCGGGAACAUCUGGAGAAGGUUAUGCCCAUAGUAUAUACCCCGACUGUGGCCGAUGUUGUGAAUGCCUAUGGCCUAUUAUUUCGUGAUCCCACGGGUCUAUAUGUGACCAUUUUCGAUCGUGGUCAUAUAAUAGAUGUUCUGAAAAAUUGGCGAGCAGAAAAGCAAGUAAGAGCGGUGUGCGUUUCGGAUGGCGGUCGUGUCUUAGGUCUUGGUGAUAUGGGCGCCAGCUCUAUGGGCAUAUGUGUGGGUAAAAUGGCUUUAUAUACGGCUCUUGGUGGUGUGCCACCGAAUCAAUUGCUUCCCAUUGCCUUGGAUGUGGGCACCGACAAUGAGGAAUUGCUAAAUGAUCCGCUCUAUGUGGGAGCCAGAACUAAACGUGUUCAAGGUGAUGAGUACGAGGAGUUUGUACAGGAGUUUGUCGACGCUGUCCUGGAAUGCUUUGGUCCAAACACAUGUAUUCACUUUGAGGACUUUGCCACGCCAAAUGCAUUCAAAUUCUUGGAAAAAUAUCAGCGAUCAUUUUGCUGUUUCAACGAUGAUAUUCAGGGUACUGGAGCAAUGAGUCUUGCUGGAUUUUUUAACGUGGAACGUGUGGUCCAACGUAAAUUGGAAGAUCAUGUUUUCCUUUUCGCCGGCAUUGGCAGUGCCUGUUUGGGUAUAGCAAAUAUGCUAUUGAGUGAAUUAAAGCGACGCGGUUUGAAGCAAAAGGAUGCAUGUCAAAAUAUUUACAUGAUAAAUGAACAUGGCCUGCUGAACGAUGCUUUGCCCGGCUGUGUAAAUGAGGCAAGAAAGUUUGCCAAGCCACUGGACUGUGUGAAACUUGAUGAAGCGGUAGAGCAAUUAAAGCCAUCGAUUUUAGUUGGAGGAUCAUCAGUUCGCGGCCUGUUUACAGAGGAAGUUUUGCGUUUAAUGGCCAAGUAUAAUGAGAGGCCGGUCAUAUUUGCCCUAUCCAAUCCCACGAACAAGGCAGAAUGUACAGCUGAACAGGCCUAUCAAUAUACUGAGGGUCGGGCCAUCUUUUGCGGCGGUUCACCAUUUCCACCCGUAACAUAUAAUGGCAAACGUUUGCAACCUGGUCAAGCCAACAAUUGUCUCAUCUAUCCGGGCUUAGCUUUGGGUGCCAUUUCAGCCCGUGCCAGCUAUUUACCUAAUGAGGUAUUUUCAGUGGCCGCCUCAACGAUAGCCAAAUUUACAUCGGAGGAGAAUCUUAACUCCGGGAAUAUGUAUCCCUCUAUGAGAGACGCCAAUGAGGUUUCAUUUCAUGUGGGCGUAAGUGUGGCCGAAUAUUUAAUUGAAAAUGAUAUCUCCAAUUUACGUCCAUUACCGGAAAACAUCUGUGAAUAUAUGAAAAAUCGUCAAUAUAGUCUGGAUUAUGGUAAAUCCUUGCCGGAAACCUGGACAUUCCCACAUUUUCCUGUAUCGUAUCAGAAGUGAAUAAAAAUUUCAAGUAAUGAAUACUAACUAAAAAUA